Molecule: messenger RNA, 1150 nt
Organism: Cherax quadricarinatus
Lineage: Eukaryota; Metazoa; Arthropoda; Malacostraca; Decapoda; Parastacidae
Gene: Alr
Product: Evr1_Alr domain-containing protein Alr
Cellular component (GO): mitochondrion
Molecular function (GO): flavin adenine dinucleotide binding; flavin-dependent sulfhydryl oxidase activity
Source: RefSeq, a predicted model, not a curated record
ACACUAACAGCUGAUGCCGGUGACUGUCAGUCACACUGACCAGCAAGUAUACUGAAGGUGACUGAUGUAUCCUGAAGGUGACUGAUGUAUCCUGAAGGUGACUGAAGUAUCCUGAAGAAGACUUGUGGUGUCAGGUGUUGGAUUUCCCCAGACACACUCAGUCUGGAGUGUUUCAUAAGAGUGUUGUGGUUGUGUUACAUAGUGUUGAUGAUGGCUACUGCUGCUGCUGCUCCUACUGCUCCUACUGCUCCUGCUGCUGCUGCUGCUCCUGCUGCUGCUCCUGCCCCUCCUGCUGCUGCUGCAGCAGGAGGGGCAGACAAUACAUGUCGUGCCUGUACUGACUUCCAGUCCUGGAUGAGACACCAGAGAGCUGUCCUUCCCGACACGUUGGGUAAGGCCAAGAGUGCAUCAGCAGUAACAGCAGCACCUGCAGUAAGUGGCCAUGGAAGUCCUUCUGUGAAACCAGAAACUUCUGGACAUGAGUUUAGUAAUACAGCAGACGUUAAAGUAGAGGGCACCUCCACCCAAGCAUCAACAGAGAGUAAAGAGGACAGCAGCACAAAGCAGGUCUCGAAGGAUGCAGAGGAAGCUAAGGUUUCUUUUUAUGGGAAUGCAGCCAAGUAUGGGUGUCCAGCUGACAGUGUCUCUCUUGGCCGAGGAUCGUGGCGACUGUUGCACUCGAUGGCAGCUUACUACCCCACCCAGCCAUCUUCUCUGGAACAAGAUGACAUGAAGACUUUUAUUUCGCUUUUCUCCAAGUUUUACCCGUGCCAGCCUUGUGCCGAAGAUUUCAGAGAGUGGUUGAAGACGCAUUCCCCAGCAGUUGAGUCUCGUGGCAGCUUGUCACGGUGGUUGUGUGAUGCUCACAAUGAGAUGGGCAGCAGCAGCUGUUCCUCAGAAACAGUGAGAAUUGUGGCAGCAGCAACAGCAGUUACAUUGGCAGAACCUACAAGAACAAUGAAACAACAUCAACUACUUACUGACCAAGCAGCUACUAAGGCAAGUCAAGGAAAUGUUGGAAUAUAGCUGUGAACCAAUAGGCGAUUUAUAAAUGCAGGUAUUACUAAAAGAGACCUUUUAUUAUUAUAACCUUUCAUCUACAAAAUUCUUUAUCAAGCCUCUUGUAAUAAUAAAAGGUUUUGCUGUGUUA